This is a messenger RNA of Cryptotermes secundus, 3009 nucleotides long. RefSeq names its product cryptochrome-1. Gene Ontology annotation, molecular function: DNA binding; FAD binding. Bases 211 to 1857 code for a protein of 548 amino acids. Gene Ontology annotation, biological process: circadian regulation of gene expression; entrainment of circadian clock by photoperiod; negative regulation of DNA-templated transcription. Gene Ontology annotation, cellular component: cytoplasm; nucleus. The transcript is spliced from 10 exons. NCBI's taxonomy places the organism in Eukaryota, Metazoa, Arthropoda, Insecta, Blattodea, Kalotermitidae. The record is from RefSeq and is a predicted model, not a curated record.
AGCUGACGUCCAAAGUCACGUUGCACAUGUCGUGGGUAUUAGCGGAUGCUAUUGUACAGUUAUUGUUAGUUCGGAAUAGUCGAAAGUGGGUGACAGCUGUGAAUUCACUGUAUCAUGUUUCCCAGUUCGCUGAAAUUCAGCUGGUAAUCGUUUUCAACAUGAAUUGUGUGUCAAGGAUAGGCAGUAAUCAGUGUUUUGGCUAAAUUAAUUAUGAGCGAGGCAAACAGCGCAAAGCAUACCGUACAUUGGUUUCGAAAGGGACUUCGUCUACAUGACAAUCCAAGUUUGCGUGAAGGAUUAAAAUGUGCUACAACAUUCCGUUGUGUUUUUAUUUUAGACCCUUGGUUUGCUGGCUCAUCAAAUGUUGGAAUUAACAAAUGGAGAUUCCUGCUACAGUGUCUAGAAGAUUUGGAUCGGAAUUUACGCAAACUCAACUCUCGUUUAUUUGUAAUUCGUGGACAACCUGCAGAUGCUCUCCCAAAACUGUUCAAGGAAUGGGGAACUACAUACUUGACGUUUGAAGAGGAUCCUGAGCCUUUUGGACGGGUCCGUGACCAGAAUAUUAUGGCCAUGUGCGAAGAACUUGGCAUCACCGUCAUAUCCAGAGUUUCUCACACCUUGUACAAAUUAGAAAGUAUCAUUGAGAAGAAUGGUGGGAAAGCCCCUCUGACUUAUCAUCAGUUCCAGACAGUAGUGGCAUCUAUGGAGUCUCCACCACCAGCAGAACCAGCUCUCAACCUAAAGUUCAUCAGUGGUGCCUACACUCCCAUUGGAGAAGACCAUGACGAGAAGUAUGGUGUUCCAACACUGGAAGAACUAGGCUUUGAUACAGAAGGUCUUCUUCCACCAGUAUGGCAAGGAGGGGAAUCAGAGGCAUUGGCAAGGCUGGAGAGGCAUCUUGAGCGGAAGGCAUGGGUUGCCUCAUUUGGUCGCCCCAAAAUGACACCUCAGUCACUACUCGCUAGCCAGACAGGACUCAGUCCAUACCUAAGGUUUGGCUGCCUUUCUACAAGAUUGUUUUACUAUCAACUGACUGAUUUAUACAAGAAGAUCAAGAAGACAUGUCCACCCCUCUCUCUCCAUGGUCAACUUUUGUGGCGUGAGUUCUUCUAUUGUGCAGCAACUAAGAACCCAAACUUUGACAGAAUGAAUGGAAAUCCCAUUUGUGUCCAGAUUCCAUGGAACAAGAAUGCUGAAGCUCUUGCGAAGUGGGCAAAUGGACAGACUGGAUUUCCAUGGAUUGAUGCCAUAAUGACACAACUUCGAGAAGAGGGAUGGAUCCAUCACUUGGCACGGCAUGCAGUUGCAUGCUUCCUUACACGUGGUGACCUGUGGAUCUCCUGGGAAGAUGGCAUGAAGGUGUUUGAAGAGCUUCUGCUGGAUGCUGAUUGGUCAGUGAAUGCUGGCAUGUGGAUGUGGCUGUCAUGUUCAUCUUUCUUCCAGCAGUUCUUUCAUUGCUAUUGCCCAGUGCGCUUUGGACGCAAGGCCGAUCCCAAUGGAGAUUAUAUUCGAAAGUAUCUGCCAGUCCUGAAGAACUUCCCGACACGUUACAUCCAUGAACCGUGGAAUGCACCUGAAGCAGUUCAGAAGGCAGCAAAAUGCAUCAUUGGAAAAGAGUAUUCUCUUCCUAUGGUAAAUCAUGCGGUUGCUAGCAGAAUCAACAUUGAGCGCAUGAAGCAGGUUUAUCAACAACUCAGCAAGUACAGAGGACCAGGUUUGCUGGCUACUGUUCCUACAAGCCAGUCACGGUCUCCCAACAGUUUGAACUCACUGUCAGUAAAGGCAGAUUUGAAGAAGUCCCCAUCAUCUGAAACUAAAUUGGAGACACCUAGUGAUGAGAUUGCUGUUCUCCAGUAAUCUGUGUAGCAGAUUUGAAGGCUUGAUCCAGGUCAAUCAUUACAAAUCAGAACAGGAAGAAAAUAAGUGAUGGCUGCUCACAGCUGGAGACAGGCUAGGCCAACAUGUCACUUUCCUGCCAGAAUAGUGUACACAUGACAUGAGCAAUGCAGACUUGUAGAAAAUUGUGAUAUGUCUGUUUUUGAGCUGCUCAUUACAUUAAAUUCAUUGGAAGUAGGGGUUUGGGGGAUAUCACCCCAAACAGUACUUACAGUAUCAACCAUUAAUAUUAUUAGCAUUUGUGGUACUUAAAAAUAAACUGUUGUUAUUUAUAUAUUUAGGAAUUGAAGAGUUGGUUGGUGAGUUAGUGAGCAAUCAGAGAACUGCGGUUCAGUCAUCAUGAGCCGUUUUUGUUAGAAGCUGGUGGCUGGGGCAUGGUCAUACUUCGGGAACCGAAAGCAGGGGAACAUCAGCCACUGAAAGCCGCUACCAGGCAAUGGCUGGUGAAGACACUGCAGACUGAGAAGACUUAAUACAUGCUGUAAUGAACUGCAGAGCGUGUCAAUUAGUGAGAGCGCUAUAGUUACUUUUAGUUACAACCUGCAAGUGGUCAGUAAAUCCAAUUACCAAUCCAAACCCUGUCUAUAGUCCCUCAUACACGUGACAAUAUAGUGUAUGCAGAGGAAGCCCUACCAGCAGGUAGGCCUAUGAGCAGUCAGUCAGCUGAAGUGAAGAAGGGGCAAGUUAGUGGAUCAGAUAUCUCUCUCUGACACACACACACAAAGGUGAAAUGAGGAAACAAGACAUUUGUCGCUCUUGCUUUUCGACUUUGGUUUCGAAUAAACCACUCAAAGAGUCCAAGAAAACCAGGUGGAAUUUAAAUUUUAUGGGACACAUCAGCAUCUGGUCUAUGCUGGAGAUUUCCUUAGCAUGUUGUUAUUGCUUUCUGAAGAUGCUCACGGCUGACCGAAAUAUGUAAAGGCACUAUAUAAACAUAUGCUGGGUCACACAGGAUGGUGUUGUUAUAUUCAUUUUAUUAAAAUGAUACACUUUGUGCAAUAUAGCAUUUACAACUUCUGAAUACUGUGUGAUGCUUUCAUCAUUAAAUACAGUCAGAGAUACUGGGUUUUCAGACUUUGUCCAUCGUCCGGAUUCUAAAUAACUAAGAAAGAA